AUGAUCUUAGCUCUGCAUGAGGGGGCGGGGCGUCGCGCGGCCUCUGAAGCCUCCGACGAGGCGUUCGAGGGCGGCGGAAGGGUUCAGCGAGAGCUGCAGGCCUUGGGGCGGCGAAGCGAUGCUGCGACCGCGGCGGAGGCGCCGGCCGGCGUGGCUCCUGUUGCGGACGCUGCUGCUGCCGCAGCGCCCUCUUCUUCUUCAGCGGUUGUUUCUGCGGAGCCUCAUGCCCGCCAUCGAGAAGACGAUCGCGGCAAAGUGCCGCUCAGUCAGGCGCCCUCCAAGUCCGGGAAGAAGGCGGGCGGAGGAACUUGGUUCAACUUCCUCUUUGGUAAACUGCGCGGCGUCCACUACAGACAUCGAAACGCCAUUCAACUCGCGCAGUCCUUCGGAACACCCAACCAGCCUGGGAAACCGGGCCCAGUGAUUGGCGUCGUAGUGUGUAAGGGUCCGCGGAACGAGCUGCAGGGCUUGGUGGUGGCGACGCCGCGCGUUGUGGAGCGCUACCUGCUCGACGGCCGCCUGCAGCAGCGCGUGGCGCUCCCCGAGCCUCUCACGUGCUUCGUGGGCGGCAGAAUCGGCGGCGUCGGGCGCGUGUUGCUCUGUGGGACGCAGGGAGGACGCGUCUUCAUCCUCAAGGCAGAAACGUUUGAGCAGCUGCUCGAGCUCGACUGCAGACCCGCGUACGCCGCGGCAGGGAUCCCGAUCGGCGAGGAGGCGGCGGAUGCCUCUCGCGGCGGCUUAACGUUCUGCCGGGACUUGCGGUCGCGUGCAGGGGACGCCGCGGAGACUCGGCCAGAUCCAGCCGCGCGGCCGUCAGACGGCGAGAAACCGAGGGAAGGCGGCGAGGACCCUCUGCCGCACGCAGAGGCGCGGGGGGACGCCUCGUACUGGCCCUGUGCGCCGGAGGGCGUGGCCGCCGCGGAGCCUCUGGAGGCCGCGCACUUGGCGGAGGGCGAGGAAGACUUGUUCGCCCCUGCUGCUCGCGCAGCAGUUGAGAGCGGCGCGGCAGAGCAGGCGGAGGCGGCGGCAGGAGGCGAGGCGGCGCCGACGCCGGCGCCCGCCGCGUGCCUGGCGAUCUGUUCGCUCACCAUCAAGUCGACGUUUGCUGAGUUCGUGCACUUUGUGAUCGCGGGGAAUGCGCGCGGCCACGUUUUCAUCUGGCAGGUUCCUUCCACGAAACUCGUUCACUUCAUCACCUAUCCCGUCGAGCGCUUCGCCCCCGAGACGCCACUGCUGGCGUCGCACUUCCGCGACGUCGCCUACUCCUCUUCGGCGUCCUCGCUCUCGCCGCGCGACGACCGAGAGAUCGACCCGGAACGGGCCCCGGCGGGAGACAUCGCGCCGAGAGCCCGGCGCGAGCAGCCCCAGAGGGGUGACGGGCGGUGUGGCGGUGCGGAGGACGACGCGACGUCGAGGCGAGGGGCUGAAAGAGCUCUCGCGGGAGAGGAGAGUUGCUUCGAAGGCCCUGCUUUGCGGCCGGCAGGGGGGGACUUGGCAGGAGACGCGCCGUGGGCGGCGGAGAGGGAGCCGUUCCCCGGAGGCCCGCUGAUUCAGGCCGUCGGGUCGGUAGCAGAGAUAGAUGUUUCAGAUGACACAGAAGAAGAGGACGCCGUGACGCGCGGCGCGUUCGGCGAAGGCGGCAACCAGAAGGAGAAGCGCGAUAAGGACCGGAAGAAGGCGAAGAAGCACUCCAAAAUCUCCAAGUUGCUCCCCGCUACAGAAAAGUCUGGAGGCAGGGGCGGCGCCCCCGCCAGCGACUCGAGCCACGCAUCUCUUCCGGGGCGCGCCGAAAGGUCACGGCGCUCGGGUGAGGAGGACGCCGUUUCGCCUCCUUUGUCGCCCUCGCGGAAAGGCAAACACACGAAGAAGAGUCGCAGCGCGGCAAAGAGCAUCUUCAGCAACCUCGGCGUCGUCAAUACAGGCAAGAACACCUUGCACGCUGAAGACCGCGCGCCUCCUCCCUCUCUCUCCGCGUCGCAGUCGCGCCGCGACAGCCGGUGCAGCGAGGCGCCGAGUGUAUGUACACUCGGUGGCGCGGCCGCCGUGGACUUCGAAGACGCCCCCUUAGGCGGCGCCGCCCCAGGUGACGGGGACGCGAUUUUCAUGGUGGAAAGCCGCCCGGAGCCUGUGUUUCAGACCGAAGGCGAGCACGGGGCGCGCCCGCGGCGCGCCCCCGGCGGGGGAAGUUGCGAAGGCCGAGGAGAAAGAGGCGCAGGGGCAGAGGCCGCUGAGAAGGCCGGGGGAGGGGGUGGGGCUGCGUUGGAGAAGUAUGACACGCUCAACACAGACACUUCGGCGGCGAUGUUUUCUGCGGUGGAAGAUGCGGAGUUUCAGAGUUUUCCUCUCGACGCCGCCUCCAACGCCCCGCGCGCGAGACGCGAAGAAGACAUCGGCAGCGAGGCUCCGGAGGACGCCACGCCGAAAUUUGCUGCGUCGUCGUGGACGGCUGAUGCCGCGGCGAGGCGCGACGGCGCUCUGUUUCUGGGGAGCGCUCGUCGUCUUCGCGCUGGCGUCGCCGGAGGGGAGAGAGAGAACGGCUCGGGAGAGGCGGCGGGCGCAGUCGAGAAGGGCAAGCGAGACGAUCGCUCUGCUGGCCGGUCUGCGAAACUCCACGAAUUCCACCAGACGGGGCCCUCGCUCGCCGCUUCCAGCGAUGAGGAAGCGAUGGAGGACGUGUCGCUGGCGGACUCUGUGAGUCUGCGCAGAGGAGAGAGCGACUCGGAGGUCUCUUCGCGGCUUCCCAGCGCACCUGUGCGCUCGCGCGAGAUCACCAGCAUCGAGCCAUGCGGCGCAGCGGAGGGGGGAGAAGGCCUGCCUGCGGCCUCCGAGGAGAACGGCGAGACGGUUUCAGCGCCUCGCGGGAGGAAGGACGGAAACGGGGAAGCAGGAGGAAGCGACGCGGGCGCUGGUCGGCUGGGCGGCUGCGCGCAGGGGGAGGAAAACAAAGAAGAAGAGGCAGCGCCGGCGGAGGCAGCAGAACAGCGAGGAGAGAGAGAGGGCAGCGAAGCGUCGAGCUUUGCGGCGCGCGUGAACGGUGUAGGAGAGGGAGAAGGACCGGGAGAUGAAGUCCAAGCAACGAAACUCGCCGAAGACGACACGAACUGGCUGGAUGACGAAAGCGACACAGAGAGCUCUGAUGAGGCGAGUCGCGGGACCAGGGAGGAAGCAGACGCGCCGCUUCCUCGCACCCGUCGUUCGGGGUCUUCGCUUCUCCACGAGUCGGGUCGCUGGCGGCGCUGCCAGGAGGCCGAGACAGUCGCAGGCGCUCCAUCAGCGUCUCGCGCGUCGCAGUCGCCGUCGCGGUCACGCUCCACUUCUCGUGAGCGCCGCCAUGAGUGCGCGCAUGCGAUGGGCGCCUUCGGACAGGAGGAAGAAGCGACCCCCGACGGCGAAGCGCCCUCGAGUCGCCGGCGCUCGCAGGCGGAUCCGGCGGCCUUCCCCGACGACGCGUGGCCUCCAGAGUUCGGAUAUGCGGCGGCGCGGGGCUUGAGCAGAGAGGACGACUCGCCUCGGAGACAAGAGCCGGGCGCCUCGUGCGAGGGAGACGAACAAAAAUACGUUGGUGGACUGCUCACAGUUGCGGCGUUUGAUCAACUCUGGAUCGGCUACGGCGACGGCGCCGUCGCGGUCUUCGCGCUCAACGACUACGAACUCCUCCAGUACUCCAAGCUCGCCUCUCCGAAUAUUAGCCGAAUGGAGUUCUCGAAAUACGCAGAGGUCGUUCUUAUCCUGAGCGGCAAUCAGCUCGUUACAGUAUGGAGUGCACGUACACUCCAGUGCAUCAGCCAGAUCCCAACAUGGAAUCUGACGUGCGGCAUGCCGCUGGCUUACCUGUAUGUGCUCGAGGCUCCUGAGGCCUGGGAGUCGAAGGUGACGAUUAUUCUCGCGGGCUGCAUGGACGGCUCGAUCAGCGUGCGGCGUCUUGAAACGGCGCGUGAGGGCGACGGCAUGCAGUUCGUCCUCAUUCGAAACUACGUCCGAGAGGUGGAGCCUCAGGUGCCGAUUAGCGCGAUUUGCAUCGAUUCGUGGCUCAACGCCGCUUUCGUGGGAGACGCGAGCGGCGUCGUGUUCACGUUACCUUACGUAUUUCAGUUACUCGAUCCGAACUUAGUUCCGUCUGCGGCUCUCUUGCCGCCGGAGGAAGCAAGACCUUCCUCGCAGGGCUCCUCGCGCGCUUCGCAUGAGUCCGCCACCGAGCAGCGCGCGUCUUUGUCGUGA
Messenger RNA from Besnoitia besnoiti, 4218 nucleotides. RefSeq lists its product as uncharacterized. NCBI's taxonomy places the organism in Eukaryota, Apicomplexa, Conoidasida, Eucoccidiorida, Sarcocystidae. The transcript is spliced from 11 exons. The coding region runs from base 1 to 4218 and encodes 1405 amino acids. Gene Ontology annotation, molecular function: protein binding. The record is from RefSeq and is a predicted model, not a curated record.